This is a messenger RNA of Bufo gargarizans (Asiatic toad), 10986 nucleotides long. RefSeq names its product assembly factor for spindle microtubules (gene ASPM). Gene Ontology annotation, cellular component: spindle pole. Gene Ontology annotation, molecular function: protein binding. Lineage: Eukaryota; Metazoa; Chordata; Amphibia; Anura; Bufonidae. The record is from RefSeq and is a predicted model, not a curated record. Gene Ontology annotation, biological process: establishment of meiotic spindle localization; mitotic cell cycle; spindle organization.
AUGCUGAAUAUAUCGCCCCCGGCGGCAGUGGGGCAGAAGCCGCUCCCGGAGGACGCAGCCGUGCUGUCCCUCACACACUUCUCCCGGCCGCCGUUCCUCAGCUUCGGCUGUGUUCGCCCUGGUUCCGCCCGCAGUGCGGUUCUUUUGCUGCAGAAUCCCUCGGCGGACCCGGCUUAUGUGACCGUGAACAAGCUGCCGCAGCACCGAGGCUUCAGCGUGCCGGAGACGGAGCUCCUCGUACCGCCUCUUGAAACGCUGCCGCUGACUAUCACAUGGACCCCCUUAGAAGAAGGAGGAAUCCGAGAACUGGUCACAUUUCUUCUAAACGAUGUUGUGAAGCACCAGGCCGUAUUGUUGGGACGUGCGGAGCUCCCAGUGAAAAAAAAGAGAAGCAGAUGGAAUACCGUGAAAAAGAAAUACUCUCCAGUGGGAUCCAAAGCUUCUGAUCUGAAGAAAGUUUCUUGUUCUAAUGCAAAAAACAAAACCAUCAAAUUGCCACACAAAAGUGGUGAUGGGACAUUACAGAGGACACGAAGCCCUCUACACUCCUGUGAAAAUCUAACCAAACCAGUGAACAGUCCCUCUUCAGCGAGAGAGUCCAGACGAAGCUCAGAAAAUAGAGUUGUGGCCGGCCUGGUCAGUCCACUUGCCACCCAGCUGCAGUCAUUUACUCCCGGAUCACUAAGGAGGUCAAAAACCUAUUCUGUUCUGUGUACUACAGAGUACAGGGAGGCCGGUGAGGAGGUCACCAGUAUAUCUACUGUCCAGGGAGACAGGUUUAUUGAAGAAGAGUGGACGCUAAGUGAACAGAGGAUAGAUAAAGUGUCAAUGUCUCCAAUUAACCCUGUAUCUGGCCAGCAGGGCCAUUUUAUUUGUACCCCUAGUAUAAUCCAUGAGUGUACAGCUUACCCUGUAUUGUCUCCUACCGAGUUCUGCAAAACUGAGGUUACAGUGAAACAGUCACAAACGACUUGUUCCUUUCAAGAGUCUUCACAUGAACACAGCAGAAGUGUCCUCUCCAGAAGCUGGACUCCGCCAUCAGUUUUGAAGACCCCACAAACGGACAUCUUAAGCCCAGACUCCUUUGUAAAUAAUAGCUAUGUGGUUUCAGACGAGUAUCUAACUGCAGGUCCACAGACUCCAAUUCUGUCACCAGAUCAGUUUGUGAAGGACAAUUUGCUCACACCUCAGGCUGACUCAGCAGCUUUUAAUGCAUUCUACUUAAGUACACCACCUGGUAAAUAUUCUGUUAUCCAAGAAGAGGUGACAGUGACCCGAUCUACAAGUGGAUAUAGUGACCACAAAGUAGCUGAUGGAACCAUCAAGGCUCUUGAACCUGUUGGCUCCAAGCUAACAAUCUGUGUGAAAAAGCCAAAAGAAAGAUUUGUUGACUUGAGAAAUGGCAAAAUUGUUCCAAAGAGUCAUGCAAAGCCACCCAUCAUACCAUACACCGUUAUAAAGGGGAAGGCUGGGGGUGGCAGUGGAAAGCAGCAAAGACCACAGUCUCCACUAGAUGAUAUAACUGGUACCAUAAAUCCUGGAAAACCACCUGUAAUAUCUGCCACUGUUAUAAAGGUACGAGACAACAGUGAGCAUAGACUUCAGUCUCUAAUAAAUGAAGAUGUAACGGACAUGAAGUAUCUUACAAAACUGCCCAUAAUAUCAGAUGCCGUUACAAAUGUAAAGGCUAAGGAUGACAUUGAAAAUCAGCCUAAACCUCUGCUGACCAAUGAUGAACCUGGCACCAAAGAUCCUGUAAAGCCAACCAUAUCCACAGCAACUGUAGUGAAAGUAAAGGCAGGGGAUCGUAUUGAAAUGCAACAUAAAGCCCCGCUGAAGUCCCGCAGAAGACUGAGGAACAUUGAAUCAGACGGGAGUGUUGACUCUCGGGUCAUUCUGCUUUCAGAUUUGCCGGUCAUAAAUGUUCCAGAUGUUUCAGCUCAAAGCCUACCAAGUUCUGUCAGCAGUUCUGAAUCAUCUGUGAAAGUAUCUAAACCCAAGUCCAUCUGUGGUCACAAGAGGAGAAGCGAGGAAAUUUCUAGGGACGUUUCAGUUGCAUCCAGUGACUCCUUAGAGAAUGCUGCCACCCAAGCUAAGAAAGUGCAGAUCUGCAAACCAACCCUUACACAACGUGUGAGCAAGCAAGUGCAGCAAGCUCAUUCAGCCACUGUAGCAUUGAAAAAUGCUGGAAGAAACCACAGGGUCAAAGCUGAAUCUAUGAAAACAAAACCCGCCUUGGCAAAAUCGUACAAGAAAGAUAAUUUGGGACUUCCACCACUUCAGUCGGCUGUCUCUUUUAAGAACUCCAAGAGAAUCGUUGCUGUUGCGCAGUCAAAGCUGACAUUUAUAAAGACGCCUAAAACAGUUAUUCCACGACACCCUAUGCCAUUUGCUGCCAAAAACAUGUUUUAUGAUGAACGGUGGAUGGCAAAGCAGGAAAGGGGCUUCACAUGGUGGCUGAACUUCAUUCUCACACCAGAUGACUUUGCUGUGAAAACAGAUUCUCUGAAAGUCAAUGCAGCUGCUUUGAUCCUUGGCGCUGAGAACAGCCAUAAAGUGAGUGUACCAAAGGCUCCAACCAAGGAAGAGGUUUCCCUUAAAGCCUACACGGCUCGGUGCAGGUUGAAUAAGUUGAGGAGGUCCGCCUGCCGCCUCUUUACGUCAGAACCUGUGGUGAGGGCUAUACGGAGACUUGAAGUAGAGAUUGAGGCUCGUCGUCUUCUUGUAAGGAGAGACAGACACCUGUGGAAGGACAUAGGUGAACGGCAGAAGAUCUUGAACUGGCUGCUUUCCUAUAAUCCAUUGUGGCUUCGUAUGGGCCUUGAGACUGUAUAUGGAGAACUAAUUUCAUUGGAAAGUAAUAGUGAUGUCACUGGCCUUGCUCUGUUCAUCUUGAACCGUUUGCUUUGGAAUCCGGACAUUGCAGCAGAAUACAGACACCCCUCAGUUCCACACCUUUAUCGUGAUGGUCAUGAAGAGGCUCUAUCAAAGUUUACCUUAAAGAAGUUGUUGCUGCUGGUUUUCUUCCUUGAUUAUGCCAAACAAUCCAGACUCAUUGAUCAUGACCCCUGCUUGUUCUGUAAAGAUGCUGAAUUCAAGGCUAGUAAGGACAUCUUGUUGGCUUUCUCUCGUGAUUUCUUGAGUGGAGAAGGAGAUCUCUCGCGUCACCUUGGCUAUUUAGGUCUAACAGUUGGUCAUGUCCAGACGCCUCUAGAUGAGUUUGACUUUGCAGUGACAAACCUGGCUGUGGAUUUGCAGUGUGGUGUUCGUUUAGUGAGAACAAUGGAACUUCUGACUCAAAACUGGAGCUUCUCAAAAAAGCUGAGAGUUCCGGCAAUAAGUCGCUUGCAGAAAAUGCACAACGUGGAAGUUGCUUUGCACGUUUUGACAGAAAAGGGGGUGCAGAUCAAAGAUGAACGUGGGGUCGCCAUUACAUCCAAGGACAUUGUGCACAGACAUCGUGAGCGCACCCUGGCAUUGCUGUGGCAGAUUGUAUUUACUUUUCAGGUGGAUGUCUUGCUCAAUACUGAUCAUUUAAAGGAGGAAAUAACAUUUCUAAGACACAGUUAUACUGUGCAGAAAAAGCUGGCUGCCCUCCGUGCCUCUACUGCACCAGCAAUUUCGAAGAAACGGGACAGCAAUGCUUUUUCUCCUGACAAUUACAGUGAACGAGUCCUUCUGCUUAUGGAGUGGGUUAAUGCAGUAUGUGCCUUCUAUAGUGCAAAGGUUGAAAACUUCACAGUUUCCUUUUCUGAUGGUCGAGUAUUCUGUUACCUAAUCAAUCAUUACCACCCAAGUUACAUACCAUUGACUGCUAUACGUCAGCAGACAAGUCAGACCAUAGAGUGUAGCAAAACUGGAGCUAUAGGACUGAAUUCUUCUUCUGACUCGGAUAGCUCUUUAGAUAUGUGGCCAGGAACGUAUCAGCAAGGUUUAACAACCUCAGCUUUGUUUGAGGAACUUCUGGAGAAUGAGAAGGCAAACUUCAGUCUUGUGCAGAAUGCUGCGUAUGACCUGGGAGGAAUUCCUGCGAUGAUCCAUCAAUCUGACAUGUCUAAUACAAUACCAGAUGAAAAGGUUGUCAUCAUUUACCUUUCUUUCCUUUGUGCUCGAAUUCUGGAUCUUCGCAAGGAAGCUCGUGCAGCCCGAGUUAUACAAGCAGCUUGGAGAAGACACAGACUGGCAGCAGAAGAACAGUUAUUACAGAGGAAGCACAAGGCCGCCUGUGUCAUCCAGCGUGCUGUUUGCAAAUUCCUGUCACGACGUAGGGUUUUAAGGAGAAUUUCUUCUGCCCUCAUAAUCCAAAAGCACUGGAGAAGAUACUUGGCCUACAAGAUGUUAGUGGACUUAAAAACUCUAAGACAGAAAGAAAUAGAGACUUGUGCCGCUGUAGCCAUUCAGAAACAUUGGAGAGGUUACGCAGCUCUGAAAUACUACAGAUCCUUUAAAGUAUACGUUGUUCUCAUGCAAGCAAGAGUCCGCUCAAAGAUUGCUGCUGCUUCAUACAGAAGGACAGUGUGUGCAGUGAGAACCAUUCAAGUUCACGUACGCUCUUGGUUGUUGGCUAGAAAAGAGCAAAGCUGCUACCUCCAGCUAAAAUCGGCGACCGCUGUUAUCCAGUCUGCGUAUAGGAGGUGGAAACAUGAGAAACUGAAAAAGGAAAAUAGAGCUGCAGUAGUGCUUCAGAAAGCCUAUAGGCGGAGGCAGCAGCGCAGGCUGGAAGCCAAGACACAUGCAGCCAUUGCAAUUCAGUCUCAAUAUCGUAUGCUAAGGGAACGCCGUAAAUACCUCACUGUACAGGCGGCUGUAAUAAAGAUCCAGUCCCUGUUUAAGAUGAGGCAGGAAAGAAAAUGGUAUCUUGUCCUGAAGCAGACGGUGAUCUAUAUACAAAGACUGAUCCGGGCUAACCGCCUAAUGCUCAGAGAGAGAGAAUUGUUCUUCAGGAAAAGGAGAGCCUGUGUUAAAAUCCAGUCUGCGGUAAGAGGAUACCUGGUGAGAAGUCAGAUGAAGGGAUGGAAUAAUGCUGCAACUGCUCUACAAGCUUACUACCGAAUGCACAAAGCUAGGAAGGAGUAUGUAACCAUUUACAGAGCUUCUGUGGUCAUACAGAGGAGAUUUCGGGCACACAUUGAUUCUGUGCAUCAUAGGAAAACGUUCCUGUUAAUGAAGCAGUCUGCUAUACUGUUGCAAGCAACUUACCGUGGACACUUAGACCGCAAACGAAUGAGAAUUCGGAAUGCUGGAGCGGUAACCAUACAAGCCAACUACCAAUGUUACAGAGCAAGGAAGCAUUAUUUGAAAAUCCGCCAGUCUGCCUUAACUAUUCAGAGUUGGUACAGAGGUCAAAGGCAAGGGAGGAAAGAAAUGGAAAAUUUCACGAAAACCAAGAGGGCGAUAUCUGUGAUCCAAGCUGCAUACCGUGGCUUCAGAGUGAGGAGGCAACUUCACAAGCAGAACGCUGCCGCCGUUGUUAUUCAGUCUGCUUUCAGAAGAUCACUUGCUCAAAAAAAGUUUGAAGAAAUAAAGAAGUCAACAUUAGCCAUCCAGCGUCGCUACCGAGCUAUGAUGACUGGUAGAAAGGAAAGGCUAAAAUACCUUUGUGUGUGUCUGGUGGUAAGAAGGAUACAGGCUGUCUGGAGGGGUAGAGAAGUUAGAAGGGAGAUUCUGAGGAUGCACAGAUCAGCCAGUCUAAUACAGUCUUAUUACAAAAUGCAUGUCUGCCAAACAAAGUACAAGACCAUGAAGCGUUCUACUGAGCUUAUUCAGGGUCACUACAGAGCUCAUCUUACCCGGAAGCGACAGCGAUCCCACUACUUAAAAAUGAAAGCAGCUGCUACAGUCCUUCAGGCUGCAUAUAGAGGGUGGAAGACCAGGAAGAGUAUCUUGAAUCUUCAUAAAGCAGCCUGCACUAUUCAGGCCUAUUACCGCUCCCACGGAAUCAGAAAACAGUACCUUAAAUUGAAGAUGAGCGCAAUCACAGUGCAGAGGUGGUAUCGCAACGCAGCAGCUGCACAGAAUCGGAGAGCAGAAUACCUUCACCUCAGGAGGAAUGUGAUCAAAAUUCAGUCCAUCUACAGAGGGAUGAAGACGAGGAAGAGGGUAAGCUUGAUGCGAACGUCUGCAACGUUGAUCCAGUCAGUCUUCAGGAUGCACAAGCAGAGAGUGGCGUACCAGAAAAGGAGGCAGGCAGCCGCGGUCAUCCAGCGACAUUACAGAGCAGCGCUGUACGGCAGGCUGGUGCGCAAGCAAUAUUUCGACCUCAGAAAAGCGGCAUGCACUAUUCAAGCUGCGUGGAGAGGGAGAAGCCUCAGGAAGCAGAUUGGACAUAUGUAUAUGGCUGCAACGGUGAUACAGUCCCAAUAUCGAAUGUUCAGACAGCGGUGUUACUUUAACAAGCUGAGAAGGGUUACUGUCGCAGUUCAGCAGCGCUACCACGCUUCACAGCUGCGGAAUAAGCAGAUGUUGCUGUACCGGAAUAUGAGACGUGCUGCUUUGUGCAUCCAGUCGUCUUUUCGGGCAAUGAAGCAACGGUGUGAAUUCAAGGCCAAGUGCAAAGCAGCCAGGGUCAUCCAGAGAGCUGUCAAGUCAUUUAUAGCAAGGCGCAGGUUUCUAGCUCUGCGAAAUGCAGCCAUAACUGUUCAGAAAAGAUAUAGAUUAAAAAGGCUUGGUGACCAUCAUAGACAAGAGUUCAUCAAACUAAAGAAGGCUGCUCUUGUCUUACAAGCUGCAUACAGGAGUGUCCGAGAGCGAGAGAAGCUGCAGAACACGCACUCUGCCGCCACGGUCAUCCAGGCUGUGUUCAAAAUGCACACUGCUCGUGUAAAGUUUCUAAGUCUAAAAAGUGCAUCAAUCACCAUACAGCGUUGUUACAGGUCCCAUAGAUCUGCUUUCUACCAGAGAGAAGCAUUCUUAAAGCUACGUGAAUCUGCAGUGAUACUUCAGGCUGCUUACCGGGGUGCGAAGGUGAGGCGGGCAAUAACUAAAAUGCACCAAGCCGCCACCAAAAUCCAGGCAGCCUACAGGAUGUAUGUAUGCAAACGAAAUUAUAAAAAAGCUCAGUGGGCAGUAGGUGUGAUGCAGCAAAGAUACCGGGCAAAGAAGAUGAGAGACUUCGAAGUUUUGCACUACUCUUUUUUAAAAGAGGCCACCAUUUGUAUCCAAGCCAGUUAUAGAGGCUGGAGGGUUAGGAAAGGGCUGAGAAACCAGCGAAGAGCAGCCAUCAUCAUCCAGAGGCAAUUUAGAACAUACACGGAGUGUCGUCGAUACCUUGCAUUAAAGGAGCUAAGCAUUCGUGUUCAGAGACUAUAUAGAGCAACUGUUGUGACCCGCCGGCAUUAUCGGAACUAUCAGUCAAUGCGAAAAGCUGCAUCUUGCAUUCAGGCUUCAUACAGAGGAUAUAAAGUAAGAAAAGACAUUCAACUCAAACACCAAAUGGCCACCAGAAUACAAGCUUGCUUCAGGAUGCACAGGGCCCUUGUUCUGUAUAGGGCCCAGCGUGGGGCAGCUUGUAAACUUCAGACGUGGUACCGCUCCGCUCUCGAAGUUAGACACGAAAGAGGGCGAUUUCUUCAGUUAUAUAGCUCAGCCGUCAUUAUUCAAGCCGGGUUUAGGGGAAUGAGGGUGCGAAGAAAUGUAAAAACAAUGAAGAAAGCUGCCACUGUAAUCCAGUCCAGUUAUCGCAUGUAUGUUCACUACGCAUACUACAAACGCCUGCUAAAAGCAACUAAAACCAUACAGCAGCGAUAUAGAGGAAAGAAGGUAAGAGACCAGGAUAUGUGUUUGUACCAUUCCACCAAAAAAUCGGCCUUGUUGCUUCAAGCAGCCUUUAGGGGAGCGAAAGUAAGACUGCAGAUUAAGCGAAUGCACCAUGCUGCCACUAGCAUCCAGAAGUGUGUAAAAGCCUAUCUGCAAAGAAAGAAGUACUUAAAACUUCGCUCUGCCGCCGUUUGUUUCCAGAGAAGAUCUAGAGCAUUGAUACUGGCCAGAUCUGAGCGCUCCAGUUUUCUCACACUUCGAAAGGCUACAACUUGCAUCCAGUCCACAUGGAGAGCCUACAAAGCCAAUGAAAAGCUCAAGCAGCAACACAAAGCGGCAGCAGUGAUCCAAGCAUCUUACCGUAUGUACAAGCAGAGGAAAUCCUAUACCGCCUUGCAACAAGCUGCACAAAAAAUACAGGUGCACUUUAGGGCCAACUUGUUGAGGAAUGAGGCGGUCAAGCAGUUUACCAGACUGAAGAAAGCAACCACGUGCCUACAGUCUGCGUUCCGGGCCAUGAAAGAAAGAGAAGCAUUACGAGGAACAGCAGCUGCGCUUGUAAUCCAGGCAGCAUGGAGGACGCAUCAGAAAAGAAAAGCCUUCUUACGGAUGAAGUCGAGAGUGGUCCUUAUCCAAGCGGCAUUUAGGGGACAUAUGGUUAGGAAAAGACUCAAGGAAGAGGAAGUAUCUGCUCGCUGUAUCCAAAGCUGGUUCCGAAGAUGUUGCUACGCUCGACUGCAGAGAGUCCACUAUCUGUCAACGAGGGCGUCUGCUCUAGUAAUCCAGUCUGCUUUCAGAGGGUACUUGGCACGCCGGAUUGUACACCGAGAAAGAGCUGCAAGAAAACUGCAGGCUUAUUUACAUAUGGCUGUGCAUCGGAAAAGGUUUUUGCUGCUCAAAAAAUCUGCUGUGACGCUGCAGUCCCACUACAGGAGGCACAGGAUGCAGGGACUGUACCAGCAACAGAGAGCCUCGGCAGUCCUCCUUCAGCGGUGGUACAGAUCUCUCCUCCUUAUGAGGAAGCAGAGAAUGGCCUAUUUGGACAUUAGGAGACGAGCGAUCUGUCUGCAGUCAGUGAUACGAAGAUUUAAUGCACAAAGGAGGUUCAUGAAGGCUCGGAGGGCUGCUACAAUAAUUCAGGUUCAUUGGCGUAUUUACGAGCAAAGGAAAAUUUUCUUGCAGUAUAAGCAGGCUGCACUAAUUAUACAACAGAGAUACCGCGCAAAAUGUCUCCAAAUGCUUCAUCGGCAUAAUUACUUGAGGCUCAGGACGGCUGCCAUUGUUUUUCAGUCUGCCCAUAGGGCGUCACAAGCCAGGAUGCUAUUAAGAAAAGAAAGAGCUGCUUGUGUGAUCCAGCGCUUCUACAGAUCCUACACUGUGCGUAGAAACUACAUUACUCUCACCAGGACUGUGAAGACUCUUCAGAGAAGUGUGCGAGCCAAGCAGGAAAGGGCAAGGUUUACACAAAUUCGAAUGGCCGCUGUAUGCAUUCAGAGGAGGUGGCGAGAGACCCUUGUUGCAAGGAAUAUCCGCAAAAACUUUCUGCAGAAACAAGCAGCUGCAAAAAAACUUCAGUCUCUCUACAGAGGAUAUGUGGUGAGAAAAGAGAUCAAUAAGAGACAGCAGGCUGCUCAUGUCAUACAAGCGGCAUUCAGAGGCUUCUGGCAUAGACGGCGGUUUCUCAGGUUGAGAGGUGCAGCGGUGACACUACAGCAGCGCUUUAGGGCUUUGCAGCAAGGAAGAUGGGAGCACCUUCAUUACCUGCAACUGAGGAAUUCUGUCAUCAGACUGCAGACCUUUGUCCGAGACUGGCUGGCCAGGAAAGAGGCUGCACGUCUGAAUCGAGAGAGACAGCUUACGAGGUUCAGUUCUGCUGUUCAUCACCAUCUAUGUGCUGUGAGGAUUCAGAGAUAUUUCCGAAAUCACUUGAUUUUCAAAAAGGCACAGAAGCGAAUUACGGAGGUGAUUUAUAUUCAGCGGUGGUAUCGUGCAAGAGUACAGCAAAGGAAGUUUUCCUUCACACGGAGAAAGACAAUCACUCUGCAGCGUGCAGUGCGAGUGUGGUUCCAGCACCGACAUGAAGCCGCCAUUAAAAUUCAGAGAAGCGUCAGGGUUUUCCUUCAACACAGGAAGCAUGCUAAAGUGAUGAGUGGAAUCGUAAAAUUCCAGGCUCUCUGGAGAGGUCAUCAGUUAAGGAAAAAGCAGGAUAACAAAGCUGUGAAAAAGCUGCGGAUGCGUCUACAAAAAGUAAAUGAACAAAUGAAAGAUGAAGAUAGACUUUGUAACAGAACACUGGUUGCCGUGAAUUACCUGCUGACCUACAAACACCUCUCCUUCAUCCUGGCUGCCUUGCAGCAUCUUGAAGUUGCCACCAGACUGUCCUCUGUUUGCUGCGAGAACAUGGCGCAGAGUGGAGCUGUAAAGACCAUAUUUACCCUCAUUCGUAGCUGCAACCGAAGCAUUCCCUGCAUGGAAGUGAUCAAGCUGUCUAUUCAGGUGCUGCUCAACCUUUCAAAGUAUGAAAAAACUGUACCUGUAGUCUACGAGGUGGAGAAUUCUGUGGAAACUCUUCUCGAUUUGAUGCAAAUCUACAGGGAGAAAGCUGGAGACAAAGUAUCCGAUAAAGGGGGCAGCAUUUUUACAAAAACCUGCUGUCUUCUGGCAAUCUUUGCACUGAACUCCCUGAGAGCUCGGGAAAUGUGUGCUAUACCUAAAGCUGUAGAUCGUAUCUGUAGCAUUUAUAAACUAACUGCCCGAAAACACAAGAUAGACACUGCAAGGAACAUCCGACAUCGGCUCAUGAACAGUUCUCAAAAUUUUGGGAACAUUUCAAUCCAAGCAACACCAGUGCGUACAAGAAUUGUUUCAAGAAUAAAGCCUGAUUGGGUGCUGAGAAAAGACAACAUGCGUGAGGUGGUUGAUCCUUUGAAAGCUAUUCAGAUGGUGAUGUUGACCUUUGGAUUGUCCAUUUGAAGCUGUCUAAUAGCCGGAUUGAUCCAAGAAAUUAUUUUAAGAUUGUAAAUUAGGGAUUUUUUUUAAAAUAUAGAAUGUAUAAAAAAAAGAAAAAAAAAAAUCGUUAUAUUGGUAGCCAUUUUCUCAUCUCAGAAGUAUUAUGCUGCUAAAGACAGCUUUCUAAAGCCCAUUGUUUUGGGACCCUGGUGUAUUAUAUGUCUUUGUAAAUAGCUUUCUGUACAGAUACAAAUGUACAAUAAAGUACAGUGUUUAACAGCA